UGUGACACUUGUGAUACCGACGUGCAAAGAACACAGCACGAAUCUGUCUGUCACCAUUUAGUACAUACUGCUUGGGAGAGAAGAAGGGGAGGGAGUUUAGUGGCUGACAAGCAAAAGAACAGGAAAAAACGAGGAUUACUGAGACGUACUGCAACCAGACUCUGGAAAUAGUUGUUUUCAAAGGGUUAUAAUUAGAGAAAAGACACACCGAGAAUAAGACAAGCUUUUUUGAACUGACAAGCAGAGAAACCAGAGUAGAAGACAACCAGCAACUUGAAAGCAAGUCCGACAAGGUUGACAGAGUUACAGGUGGAGGAGUGCUACGCUUGCCCCCGACAGUCAACUCCUCAACCUCAGUCUCGUCACCACCUCGAUGGGGAAUAUGUUGGCUGUGGAUCCCAGGGAUGUCGUGGUGCCAAAAUUAGCCGAUCUAUUACACCGAGACCCCUAUUUAAAUCCCCACGAGAGGGAGAUAAGGAGGAGAUAUGGAUGCUUUGAAGGAUUGUUGAAGCAGAUAAAUGCAGAAGAAGAUGGACUUGAAAAAUUUUCUCGAGGCUAUGAGAAGUUUGGUCUUCAUGUCAACCCAGACAACAGCAUCACUUGCCAUGAGUGGGCUCCUCUGGCUCAGGGACUCUUCUUGAAGGGAGACUUUAAUGACUGGAAUAAACUUUCCCACCCCUUCAAGAAGUUGGAGUAUGGAAAAUGGGAGAUACACAUUCCAGCAUCUCCAGAUGGCUCCUGUCCCAUCAAGCACAUGUCUCGAGUCAAGAUCGGUGUGUUGACAUCCAAAGAUGAGGUUGGUGUUUUGACUCCCAAAGACACCAUGGAGGACAGAUUGUGUCCCUGGGCCACUUAUGUGGUCCAGCCCCCCAAGCAUGAAGGGACAGCAUACCAACACCACUUCUGGAAUCCUCCACCAAAUGAGAGAUAUACCUUCAAGCACCCUCGCCCUUGCAAGCCAGCAAGCCUGAAGGUAUACGAGUGCCAUGUUGGUAUAGCAACUGAGGAGCACAGAGUUGGUACUUACAAAGAAUUUACUGCUAAUGUUCUUCCAAGAAUACUCAAAUUAGGUUAUAAUGCAGUUCAGAUAAUGGCCAUCAUGGAGCAUGCAUAUUAUGCUAGUUUUGGAUAUCAAGUCACUAGUUUCUUUGCUGCAUCAAGUCGAUAUGGUACACCUGAGGAACUAAAAGAACUUGUUGACACUGCCCACUCAAUGGGCCUGUUUGUCCUCCUGGAUGUUGUCCACUCUCAUGCCUCCAAGAAUGUGAUGGAUGGCCUCAAUGAAUUUGAUGGUUCAGAUUCUUGCUACUUCCAUGGAGGAUCUAGAGGAGUUCAUCCCCUGUGGGAUUCCAGGCUCUUCAAUUACUCCAGCCGAGAGGUGCUGCGGUUCCUGUUGUCAAAUUUACGGUGGUACCUGGAGGAAUACAAAUUUGAUGGCUUCAGGUUUGAUGGUGUCACUUCUAUGUUGUACCACUCCCAUGGGGUUGGGGAAGGAUUCAGUGGCAGUUAUAAUGAAUACUUUGGCCUCAAUGUUGACACAGAAUCUUUGGUAUACCUGAUGAUGGCCAACCACAUGCUUCAUGAGUUGCAUCCAGAGACCAUCACCAUUGCUGAGGAUGUUUCUGGAAUGCCUGCAUUGUGCCGUCCUGUAGAGGAAGGUGGUGGAGGAUUUGACUACCGUCUUGGCAUGGCAAUUCCAGACAUGUGGAUCAAACUCCUGAAGGAAAAGUCUGAUGAUGACUGGGACAUGGGGAACAUCUGCCACAUCUUGGAGAACAGACGCUACCAGGAGAAGACUAUUGCAUAUGCUGAAUCCCAUGAUCAGGCACUAGUUGGAGACAAAACUCUUGCUUUCUGGCUGAUGGACAAGGAGAUGUACACUAAUAUGUCAAAGAUGUCUCCUCCAUCACUCAUUAUUGAUCGUGGUAUUGCCUUGCACAAAAUGUUACGACUCAUCACCCAUGGCCUGGGUGGGGAAGGUUACCUCAACUUUAUGGGUAAUGAAUUUGGGCACCCUGAAUGGCUUGAUUUCCCUCGGGUGGGUAAUCAAGAGAGCUACCACUAUGCUCGUAGGCAGUGGAGUGUGGUGGACAAUGACCUUCUGAAAUAUGGCUACUUGAAUAAGUUUGAUGCUGCAAUGAAUAAAACAGAAAGUGCUUAUGGCUGGCUCAGUGCCGAUCCUGGAUAUACAAGUACCAGGGAUGAGGGAGACAAAAUAAUUGUCUUUGAACGAGCAGGUUGUGUCUUCGUAUUCAAUUUCCAUCCCAGCAAGAGUUACUCUGAUUAUAAGAUUGGUGUGGGUGCCAGUGGGAAGUACAAGAUUAUUUUGGACACUGAUGCUGAGGAGUUUGGGGGCCAUAAACUAAUUGACCACAACACAGAGUUUCACACCGAGAAUGAAAGUUUCAAGAAUCGGCCUUGCAGUCUGAUGGUCUACAUUCCAAGUCGAGUCGCCAUUGUCUUAGCAAAGUGUGAUUGAUGUUUCCGCAGCAGUAAGUCCCACAGCCUGAAUAUUGGUGACUCACCAUGACAAGCAUGGAUGACUGUCAUCACCAUAUGUGCACCAAGAUCAUGUAAAGUGCAUGUCAGUAGUAAUGGACUUUUGUAGUCAUGCAUUUUGUUCCAAAGUUUUGAAAAAUUGCAGUAAGCUUUUUAAGAUACAGUAGUAUUUUUUUUAUCAUAAAUAUAUAUAUAUAUAUAUAUAUAUAUAUAUAUAUAUAUAUAUAUAUAUAUAUAUAUAUAUAUAUAUAUAUAUAUAUAUAUAUAUAUAUAUAAUUUUCAUUUAAUUUAGAAAUUAUAUUUUAUACAAUAUCAAAUGAGAAUCAAGCAAUGUUUGAAGAGUAGUAGCAGUACCUUAUUCACUUUAUAAUUUAUGCAUCUUUAUUUAUUUCAAAUUGUGAUAUUAGGUUUGAGGAUCCUUCUUAUCAUUUCAAAUGUACAUUGUGUGAUAUAAACCUUGUGCUUUCUUUUCAAAGACUGCUGAAAAUUCUUGUUUAGGGACUGGUAAUUGACAUUGACCAUGAAUUUAAAUGUUCUUGAACACAGUAGUCUGGUUUCUCUGCACUGUUGCAGUAAUGGUUGUGUUUUGGGCUCUUGGGAGAAAGGAUUGUGUGGCAUAUUGGGCAUUUAUUGUGGUGGAUGAGGCAUAAGAGAUGAAACUGUCUUAUGAUACUCAUGUUUGACAGGAAUGGAAGUAGAUCUAGAUCAGGGUAUCAGUUAGUAGUUGUUUACCUGCCAUUAAUGGGACCUACCACUUUAUAUCUUUUUUUAUGUUAAGUUAAACAUUUAUUUCAGGGCAUUCCACAGUGUUCUCGUACUAUGUCCCUGUUUUAUGUGAGUGGUUAACCUUAAAAUUGUUUUUUACAGAAAAUAUCCAUAAUCAUGUUUGAGAACAUUAUUCACCAAGUGCUUAUGAUAAUACUGUCUUAUAUCAGAUGUGUAUUUAUAUUAUCUUUUUAGGAAGAAAAAGAAACACAAAGUCAUACAUUUUAUAGAUAAAUUGUAGCAAGGAGUUGAUGAAUAACAGACAGGUUUAUAAUACUUUAAGAAAAUUAAUGUUGAGAUGCAAAUAGUGGUGGUCUCUCUCUCUCUCUCUCUCUCUCUCUCUCUCUCUCUCUCUCUCUCUCUCUCUCUCUCUCUCUCUCUCUCUCUCUCUCUCUCUCUCUCUCUCUCUCUCUCUCUCUCUCUCUCUCUCUCUCUCUCUCUCUCUCUCUCUCUCUAACUAUAUACACAAACUGAGUGAAACUGUUUUGAAUUUUCCUUAGAAAUUAAACCUAAAAGCUGUGCUUAUUGGUAAUGUGCUGUUAACUUGGCUUGCUGUCUUAAGUUAUGGUUUUCUUUAAUUAUUUUCUGAAAACAUUUUUCCUUGAAAACUCUUGUUGCUACCUUUUUUUUCAGGUUUAAAUUUAACUACCUCACUCAGCAUAAAAGUGGGUUUUAGAUUUCAUUGUUGUUACUAUUGUUAUUUAAUGUUGUGCUGUUCAACUGAUCCACAUUCAGUGUGAACAGUGAGCGUCAGUUCCCUCUCCUGUAGAGGCUUAGAGGCCAAGAUGUGAGAGAGGAGAUGCCUAUGGGUGUGCACCUUGCCUUGGCUACUCCCCUUCACAGGGAAUAUAGCUUGGUACAUGGAAAGAUUGUUUUUAUUUGAAGUAACAAUCAUAAGAGAAAACUGAAAGAAGGCAGAGAUAUGUUGUUUUCUUCUCUGUAUUUUUCAUAGGAUUGUACAUCCUAGUGUUAGACAUCAUGCAUUGGAAAGGAAAGUUGUAUAAAAAGAAAAUAUGGAACAUGAUGCUAUACCUUUUUUUUUUUUGUUUCAUUUUUUUUCUUUUUUUAAGAAAUUACUUACAAUUGAUUUUUGUUCAUAAUUACCAUAUUAAAUGGGCAUUUAGGACCCAUUAGUUAAAUAUUAAAGCAUAAUGCCUCAGAAUUGUGAUAAAAUUAACUACUGUUGAAAUUGAAAAAAUUAUGCAUUUGUAACUCUAGAUAAAAUUUCUUAUGUAAAGUUGAUGUACAGUAUAUUGUAAUUGGAAGUAUGACUCAUAUUUUUUUAUUUGCUAAUAAUAGACUAAAUGCCACAUGA
Molecule: messenger RNA, 4579 nt
Organism: Scylla paramamosain (green mud crab)
Lineage: Eukaryota; Metazoa; Arthropoda; Malacostraca; Decapoda; Portunidae
Gene: AGBE
Product: 1,4-alpha-glucan-branching enzyme-like
Exons: 16
Coding region: 374-2479 (701 amino acids)
Biological process (GO): glycogen biosynthetic process
Cellular component (GO): cytoplasm
Molecular function (GO): hydrolase activity, hydrolyzing O-glycosyl compounds; cation binding; 1,4-alpha-glucan branching enzyme activity
Source: RefSeq, a predicted model, not a curated record